CUCUUACGUGAGACGUCUACUGUCUUAUUUUGCAAGUUUAAAUUUAACUUUCUUCGUCGUUUUAACAGAAUAUACAUAUUCAUUUAUAUACAAUUUAAUAAAACAUCACUAAAGAGCACCUGUGAAAAAGUUUUUGAAUUUACGUUCUUUGUUUAAAUUUAGUGAAAAUUUACGCGACGUUGCCGCUCCGUCUACUGCGACUAGCUAGUUUUCUACGUCGAAUAAAAUUUUGUUGAAAGUUUUUUUUGCAUAAUAUCAUUUAAAAAUCAAAACCGUGCAUCAUUUUUAUCUUGUAUAAAUUCGAGUAAUGCUUCAGUGCCUUGAAAUGUGUGAAUUUGAACGUUGCGAAGUUUCUGACGCAAUAUCAAUCUGGCAACAGCGCGCGGAGUCUGACUGAAAACAAGUUUUAAAUGUAUUAAAGAACUCGGAUUUGAUCCGUGAUCACUACACUAAUUCUCAGCUUAUGAGGUACUAGGGCCUUCGCGCCCGGUCCUCAAGUCGUCGGGUCGUCGAGCAGAGGGGGGAUCGGCACGGGCAUAUACAACGACAUUAGCCGCUGCUUGCUCUGCGCACGCUUAGGUGCCGAUUCACCCGCCGCUCGCGCCAACCGUCCCGAUCAUGUUGAGAGCGGGCGCGAGGCACCCGGAUGCUGCUGAGUGUCGUUCGCCGGUCGCGUCCACGUCACGUGACGACGUCGACUCGGCCCAGCAACUGUACGCUACGCUGAACGAGUACCUGCUCCUCGAGCAAAAGUCUCAGCCGAAACUGCGCUUGCCCGCGGAGUCUGAGAGUGGCGAAGUGACGACCGGCGCUCGGGAUGGCGCAGCGCACGUGUUGCGCUGUCUCAAAGUCUGGUUCGAUCUGCCCGCGGACGUGCUCAUCGGGGCCAUCAAUCUGUUCGACAGGUUUCUGACCAAGAUGAAGGUGAGGCCGUGUCAUGUGCCGUGCAUUACUGUCUCCUGCAUGAACAUAUCCAUAGACGAGUAUGCGGCUAGGACCAACAUAAAAAGGACAGUGUCAAUAGAGGAGCUGGUGUCUAUCUCACAAUCGGCCUGCACCGCUGGCGACGUGUCCAGGAUGUCUCGAGUCAUUCAGGACAAGCUGGGAUUGGCACGAGGAACUGUCAGCGUGACGGCUCUGCACUGGCUCAGACUGUAUCGGAAGCUGUUGCUGAUGCAUGCUGACGCCGGAGACGUACUGGCGCAGGAAAGCGAGCUGGUAAAUCUACUGGAAAUAGCCGUGUGCGACGCUACCUGCGCCAACGCUCGGACCAGCGAACUGGCACUAGUCUUACUCUUCCAUAAACUAGAAAAACAACUCGUCGAAUGGUCUGAAAAAGGAAUGACUGUCCCGGAAAAGGUUUUCUACAUGUAUGACUUUGCCAGGCAACUGCAAAUUCAUUGUCAUAUGUCGGACGCUUCCCUGAGCGGCGUCGGCGGCGCCGUGCGCGGCGUGGUGCAGCGCUACGAGUCGCGCAGCGCGCAGCCGCUCCGGCAGCGACUCGUCUGGAGACUCUCCGAGAGAACCCUCAAGGUGCUCCGUCCUACCGAUCGCCUCACGUCACUGCUGCCCACCAUUGAGGAACAGCACUUCGCUGUCGAGGCGACGCCCACAAGAACCAGAUCUGGAAGCGAAAGUAGUGUAAGCGAAGAGACAUCAGAUUGGCCCAGAAGUCCGUUGCUGCCGGUUUAUUGUGACAAUUGAACGAUAACAACCGCUUUGAAUAUGGUGGACUGGUGAGUUCAUCUCGAGCCCGCAAGUCCAAGGCAAUCGCAGCAGUAACAUCAGACGUCCCAGAUACCAUCGAUAAACGAGAGAAACUAAAGCAUUGGUGUACUGAAAAAUUGUUGUAUUUCAGUUGAUUUUCAAUGACAGUUUUUUAGUGUUGCCAGUGUAGUGAUAGUGGUGUAGCGUACAUACGAACGGCUAGUUUUGUCGGUCUGGAUCGAGUGGAAUUUACAAUACACAAGCAACAUUAAUUAUUACUAGUUUAUGGCUUUAGUGCCUUAAUCUGUGACAGUCUAUGGAACUGUGUUCGAAGUCUACAAAUGUAGUCUAUACUGUGCUGGGUGUGAUUGAAUUAUUCCCUUAAAACAUGCAAGCGUACUUAAUGUUUUUCUUACAAUAGUGGCAGAGUUACAGCCAAACUUAAAUGGGUCAAUUGUAUGAACGCCAAGUAUGUAAGGUACUUUUAUAUGGAGUAAUAUUAGUUUCGCUGUCAAAAAAAUUUGAGCUUUUUAUCCUUGUCUCAAAUUAUUACUGUCUGGCAUAAUGUAUGGCAAUAUUAGAUGCGCGGAUUUUGUUAUCUCUGAAUAUAAAAAUCAAGGCUGAAUGAAUAUUUAACCCUGCAACUGAAGAAGAUUUUAAGGCACUGAAGUAAUUAUGUCGAUUUAGUAGUUAUUAAAGGCGCCGAAAUAUCUAGUAGACUCUGGGAAAGACGAAUCGUAUUUCUAAGAUUCCUAUGAGACUAAAACAUACAUUAACAAACAAUAGAAGGCAAUGGAGGCGCCUUAGUAACAGAAAUCGACAUAAUUACUUCAGUGCGCCGCGUAGGGCACCGGUGACCUACACGACAGUCAAAGGGCCAAUGCAAUUUUUCUCAUGCAUAAUAUGCGAAGUUUUUUUGACUUCGAAAUAAUUAAUUUUUUUACACACGGAAUGUCAUUGAUAUAGGCAUAUAUUAAAGGCAUUAAUAAAAGCGAUCGAUUAUGAAAUCAAACUUUUAAAAAAAGUUCCCAUGACUAAAUAAAUAAAAAAAAAUUUUAAAAAGAAUAAAAUUUACCACCUAAUUCGUAAAUGGCUUCGACCAAAAUCUGGAACGCAUUUGAGAUUUGAAAUUAGAAAAUGAAAUCAAAAUUUAUUUACUUUUUUUUUGAUGCAAAGUUUCAAUCGAAUUUCAUUCGGGUGUAAAUGAGAUUCGCGCAUCUAUAAAUAAUUUCUCUUUUAAAUUUGACCAGCAAAUCCGGACCUUCCAAAAACAAUGAAAGGUCAAGGGAAAAUUUCAAACAUGAAGGGUCAUAAUAAUAAAACCGCGUCCGAACAUUUAAAAUGAUAAAUUUUAUAAUAAAAUUCUAAAUUUGAGAUUACGUUUUCAAACGUAAACGUAAUACUUAUUCGUACAAUUCGAAAUUCAAUUUCUUUCCAAAAUUUCUCCCUUUUUUGUAAAUUAAAAAUGGAACGAAACAUUUUAAUUAUUACGAUCACAUUCGAAUAAAUUGGAACUUUAUUUUAGAAUAUUAGAAAAAAACUGGUGCAAUUCUAAAUUGUUUUCUUUUUUGCUUUCAAAAAGUUUUUAGACUUUAUUUAAGUUUCUCGGCAGCGUAUUCCCGUCGUCAUACAGCCCAGUUAUGUCAAGUAGCUUUAUUUAUUUAUAACUUUUUCUAUUUUCAAAUAGGCGUUUUUCGACCAGCAAGACUUAAGACCGAAUGAGCUAUCUCGUUAGAGGUUUUGAUAGUCAAAAGCGUCUAAUGUUUAAUAUUUUAAUUAAAAAUGGGCGGGAAAACGUUUCUUGGAAGCAUUUAAUUUCUCUUCUGUGAUGAAUUUUAAUUAAAAUAGUUGUAUGAAGAUUCCAGGUUUUUUUUUAAAUACUGCUUAGAUUUAAUGUGUGUGUGUGCGUAAAAAAAAUUGGUUCUAAAAGCUGUUGCAAAUGUUUAUGUAAUGAAAUUUUCAAGAUUUUAAUGAAUGAGUUUUAGUGUAUGUAGUAACAUAGCGUUUCUGUAUUAAUUUUUAAGGAAUCAAUUGUUUUUUUUUUAGUUUCUUUAUUUUGCUGUCAUUAAUUUUUAAAAGCGCGAACGUCAAAUGAAAAGGGAAUACCACCGAAAUUAUUUUUGAAAAUAUUUUUUUAGUUUUUUUAAGUAUAUUUCGGUUUGUUCUUAGUAUUAUUUUUAAUGUUUUGGUGCCACGUGCGUGUUGGGUUCGUUCGCCUUUUUGGAAUCUGUGACGGAAAACUCGUGAGUAUGGCAGAACUGAAAAAGCAUCUUAUGACUAACUCUAGGUGGGAGUUUAAAAAAAAAAAAAACAAAAAAC
This is a messenger RNA of Bombyx mandarina (wild silkworm), 4026 nucleotides long. It is a transcript of the gene CycG, whose product is annotated as cyclin G. NCBI's taxonomy places the organism in Eukaryota, Metazoa, Arthropoda, Insecta, Lepidoptera, Bombycidae. The record is from RefSeq and is a predicted model, not a curated record.